AUGAUCUCUCAUCUCUCCACGAUAAUCCUCACUAUUGCUCCCUACUGCUGGGCAGCACAGCCAGGAAGUGCGAGCCCGGUGCCGGCAAAGAUUAGGGACUUGCAAUGGGGGAAGCUGAAUUUCUUACACACGACCGACACCCACGGGUGGUUAGGCGGUCAUCUACAAGAACCGUCAUAUAGUGCUGACUGGGGAGACUAUGUCUCGUUUGUGACCCAUAUGCGUAACAAGGCUGAAGCCGAGGAUAGAGAUCUCCUGGUGGUUGACACUGGAGACCGUGUCGAAGGCAAUGGCCUCUACGAUGCCUCAGACCCAAAGGGCCAAUACCUGUACGACAUUCUAAAACAGCAGCAGAUUGAUGUCAUGUCGUCGGGAAACCAUGAGCUGUAUAAACAAAAUACUUCAGAAGCAGAAUUUCUGAAAACCGUGCCAAGCUUCCAAGACAGCUAUAUAGCAUCCAACAUCGACAUAAUAGACCCUCAGUCAGGAGACCUUGUGCCGCUGGGUCCGCGCUUCAAGAAAUUCACGACCAAGAAGCAAGGCAUUAAGAUUGUGGCGUUUGGGUUUCUAUUUGACUUCACUGGGAACUACAACAACACCAAAGUACAACUGGUUGAAGACACAGUUCGCGAGGCUUGGUUCCAAGAAGCCAUCCGCGAUCAGGACGUCGAUCUUUUCCUCGUUGUUGGACAUGUUCCGGUCAGAUCCAAAGAGUAUGAGGCCGUCUAUAAAGCUAUUAGAAAUGUGCAUCAGGAAAUCCCCAUACAAUUUUUUGGUGGCCACCUGCACAUUCGCGAUUACGCACGAUAUGACGUCAAAUCUUCAGGCCUAGCCAGUGGCCGCUUCAUGGAGACUGUCGGUUUCCUGUCCAUUGAUGACGUGAAAAGCAGCACCCCAGUCUACACCCGGCGAUAUAUCGAUAAUAAUCUAUUCUCUUUCUACCACCACACCGGGCUUGAUGAGACUUCUUUUACAACGGACCACGGAAAGAAUACAUCCCACAUGAUACAAGAAGCCAGACAUGCUCUCGACCUAGACUAUGUUCACGGAUGCGCGCCCAAGGAUCUAUGGGUGAACCGCGCCCCAUAUCCAUCUGCCGAUAGCGUUUAUUCAUGGCUGGAGACCGAAGUCUUCCCUGGCUCUCUCCGAGAUGCGUCGCGUAGCAAUGUCUCUGCACUCGCAAUUGUCAACACGGGUGCCAUCAGGUUUGAUAUUUUCCAAGGGCCAUUCACGCAAGACACAACUUUUAUCGUAUCGCCCUUUACCAGCGGAUUCAGGUACAUUAAAGACGUUCCGCUUAGUACGGCAAAAAGAAUUGCGUGGCUUUUGAAUCUGCAGACCAAAAUCAUGACCCAAUCUACAGAAUCUCGUGUCUAUUGCCCGCUGGCUCCACCAGAGCAAUGCGCCUACGACUUAGGCAUGACGGUCGGAAACGGCAGAUCGGCACGUCUUGAAUCAAGAAAUUGGGGUGGUCAAAUAGUACUCUCCUCAGACGAGGAUACAUCCCCUAAAGUACUCCCUGGGUACACAACCGUUGACGACGCAGGACACGAUGGUGAUGACACAGUUCACUCCCCCAUCUUAUUUUAUCAGGUUCCAAACGUCAUCCAAGCACUUAUCGAGCCAAGUACGUCCAACUUGGAAGAGGACACGACGGCAGGUUCAUCAACAGUGGACUUGGUAUAUGUCGACUUUAUUGAGCCAUACAUCUCCUUGGCAGCAAAGUUUGCUGGCCUUCAUGUUGAUCUUCCUCGUGAUUCAGAUGUCUACAUGAGCGGGACGAGCAUGACUGAGCUGAUCUUGGGCUGGAUUAAAGAGAAUUGGCAGUGUGAUGAAACGACGUUUUAG
Messenger RNA from Talaromyces rugulosus, 1848 nucleotides. RefSeq lists its product as uncharacterized. Gene Ontology annotation, biological process: nucleotide catabolic process. Lineage: Eukaryota; Fungi; Ascomycota; Eurotiomycetes; Eurotiales; Trichocomaceae. The record is from RefSeq and is a predicted model, not a curated record. Bases 1 to 1848 code for a protein of 615 amino acids. Gene Ontology annotation, cellular component: cytosol. The transcript has 2 exons. Gene Ontology annotation, molecular function: hydrolase activity.